UUGGCAGCUCCGUCCGGCCCACUAUUUCCAUUUUAUGGCUGCACAGCACUGCGGGUGCACUUCAAGUUGUGCCAGUGCAAACUUGAACAGCAGCGCGCCCGUACUCCUCCUGCUACCACUCACGAGCUUGAAUUGAUUGCUUGAGCUUGCAAUAGUGUUAUUGUUCAGUGUAGACUAUCUAGCGACUUUGCGUCCUGCGGCUUUAUACAUCAGCUCUGGGUAUGGAAGUACGCUUCGGGGAGAUUUGGUAAACCUUGGACUAUUGGGCCUGGCAACAUCUUCAGCCUUCAAGUUAGAUGCUCAUUAGCGGCACCGUCAUAUAUGCAUAUGCGAGAAGGACAUCUAUCCAUUUCAAGAUUCUACCAGUAGCGUACGACAGUGCCAGUUUCCAGUGUUUUUGCUUUUGCAUCGACGUGUUCAAAAUUCUCGAUGGCACUCAAACUCUUUGAUCAAUCGACACACAAAAAACCCCACGACAAUCGGAUUCGAAAUGCUCCGUGGGAAGUUUCCUGGAUUCCAGGGACUCUCGCUUGGAUUCCUUUAGAUUGAUCCGCCGGGGCAAGAUCCAUAGCUCCGACUUCUCGAAGCUUUGCGCGUCCCUGGAACCGAGAUCAUCACCACGGGACGGCCAAGCUCGCCGUAGUUUGAGAAAGGCGCUGGCAUCACAGGUGCCUAUAUGGAGAAUCGGCUACAGUGAAGUCUGCUGUAACCUCGAAUCCUGGGAUCCUCUCCUCCCUUUAUAUCAGAACAACCUAAUGGCCGUUAUUCAUGUUUUAUUGGCAAGGCUGCAGGAGGAGUUUUGCGAGGACCAAACGACGUCAGUUCCGCAGGCAAUUUUAGUAUCAAGCCGGGGCGUGGCUUAGAGAUCGAUUGGCGACCAGGCGGGCGAUGACCGGCUCGGUGUGUGAUGGCGGGUUGACAAUCCAAGAUGCGGACGCCGGUGAAGCUGUGGCUUGCAGUUCAUUGGUGAUGAGCACAAUGUCCGAGGCCCGCAACGCCCCCAUCAGGUUUGGCCCCUCGCUAACUUCUUGUCGUUCCCAGCUGAGGUCGAGCAUAGGAACCGAUGACCUAACACUCUCAUGUAGCUGACCCUGGUGCGGCCCUCGAGCCCCCUUAUUAAUGGUUCCAGGACGUCCAGACCCUGGGAUGAACCGAACCUUCGUCCAUAAUUCCAAAGCCUCGCACGUCCAGCAUGGCUCCCCCGGUCACCAUCCGCAACAUCAGCAACAACCCUUUGACCCUCGUCUUGGUCGAACACUUCGACCCUCCCCAAGAUGAAGGGUUCCAGAUGCAAAAUGUGACGCGGUCGUUGGCAGCCGUAACCAACAGCAUCGGCCUCACUAACAACACCACUCGCAAAGCUGUCCCCCAAAUCGACUCCGGAGCAAGACCGUUUGCGACGCGAGAGGUCUCAAUCAAGAUUCCGCCGUUCACGUUGGUUCCUACCGACAUCAAACCCGUCAUCAACAAGGAAAAUGAGCGGCUUCGAUUGACCUUUCAGACGGAGCUCGGAGGAAAGCACCAGAUGUACUGUCCCGUACCAACAGCAGAAACAGAAUCCUUGGUCGCGUUAGCGCCCGACCCCAAGAUGCGCUUUACUGGCAUUUUCCUGCCUCAAACAUCGUUCGUGGCGCUCUUCAACACAUCGCGUUUGGAUUCGUGGAUGGAAAAGAUUCCAGAUCACGCUCCGCUAGGCGCUCUGUCAAUACCUGGCACGCACAACUCUCCCACCUGUCAUAAUGCGCCACCCUCGGUCAGGUGUCAGGCAGUAUCUCCAAUGGAGCAAUUGAAGAACGGUGUCCGCUUCUUUGAUGUUCGAGUGCAGGUGCCUGAACCCUAUGACCCUAACUCGGACAAGUUGAACCUGGUCCAUGCCGCCUUUCCCAUUGCGCUCUCCGGGAACAAACACUUCCGAGGUCUGUACGAUGACAUUCUUAAAUUUCUGAAGGAACAUCCUAGCGAGACUCUGGUUCUAUCCUUGAAGCGUGAGGGUACCGGAAAAGGCACUGAUCAACAACUAUCACGGAUCCUGAAGAACCACUACACAAAUCCCCGUGAAUGGUUUACCGAACCUCGCGUGCCGGAUCUGGGCGAAGUUCGUGGCCGAAUCGUCCUCGUUCGUCGGUUUGACCUUGAAGAACCGCUCCAGAAGGAGUGGGACGGCCGCGGCUGGGGCAUCGAUGCCCACAUCUGGGAGGACAACACCCCUAAUGCCAUGUGUCCCUCGGGCGAUGUCUGCGUACAGGAUUUCUACCAGGUCAUGGAGCGACCAUCUAUUGAGCAGAAGAUUGAACAUGCCCGCAACCACCUGGAGCGAAGUGGUGCCUGCGACUUUUUCCCGGAUAAAGAGCGGAACAAGGACAAGAAGUAUCCUCUUUACAUCAACUUCUUGAGCGCGAGCAAUUUCUGGAAGGUCAACACUUGGCCCGAGAAGAUCGCGGCCGAGGUCAACCCCGCCAUCACGGCACAUUUGUGCCAGAAACACAUGCUGGACGACCAGGGCCGAGUCAAGGAGGGCAACUGGAGCACAGGUAUUGUGGUGACCGACUGGGUCGGCCUGGAUGGUGAUUGGGACUUGUUCCGCGCGAUUGUGGGCAUGAAUGCAAAGAUAUCACGGCCAUGACCAUGGUAUCAAGAUAGAAGAUCGGUCAGGCCCUACGAGGGACUAUAUAUCGGGCGGGAAUCUGGUUAUUGUGGCAGUUGGAUAGAUACGAGAAAUGAAUGCAGCAACCAGCAGAAGAUGACUUUAGGUGGCGACAAAUCUGGUUUACUAGUCAAAUCCAGACUUAUCACCCGCUUGGCUUGAGUCCUAUGUGUUGAUCUGCCGGGUUAGAAAGAAGAAGCGAUAACAAGCCGCAUAGGAAAAUGCUUAACAUUUCCUUCCCUUCAGAAUCAUGGCUCCCGCAAAACGUAAGUGCUGCCCGUCCUGGAUGGUCUACCGUAGAUGAUUCUCUUUUGAAUUGCUGCGGAGCACUUGGCUCA
Exophiala dermatitidis NIH/UT8656 is the source of this 2982-nucleotide messenger RNA. RefSeq names its product 1-phosphatidylinositol phosphodiesterase. NCBI's taxonomy places the organism in Eukaryota, Fungi, Ascomycota, Eurotiomycetes, Chaetothyriales, Herpotrichiellaceae. Gene Ontology annotation, biological process: lipid metabolic process. The coding region runs from base 1193 to 2623 and encodes 476 amino acids. Gene Ontology annotation, molecular function: phosphoric diester hydrolase activity. The transcript has a single exon. The record is from RefSeq and is a predicted model, not a curated record.